This is a messenger RNA of Colossoma macropomum (tambaqui), 1240 nucleotides long. Its product is annotated as microfibril-associated glycoprotein 4-like. The transcript is spliced from 6 exons. Lineage: Eukaryota; Metazoa; Chordata; Actinopteri; Characiformes; Serrasalmidae. The record is from RefSeq and is a predicted model, not a curated record. Bases 365 to 1093 code for a protein of 242 amino acids. Gene Ontology annotation, biological process: elastic fiber assembly.
CUCUGUUUCUGGUAAACGUCCAAGAGCACAAGGGUCAUUCUACAGACCAUUCAAUGUUUUGACCUGAGUUAAUACCAGAGAAAUGCUUUAUAUUCUGAUCUGGCGACAUAGAUUAUUUAUGAUCAGGUGAACGUUAUCAAAUAAAUCUAUGUACGAAGAUUUAUGAGGUCAUUUACGAGUUACAGGAAUUUCCUCAAGCAAUGUCCAGGCUGACUUACAUGUGCUGUAAUCAGGAGGGGGUUGAGGGUCCAGCAGGGUUUAAAAGCAUGUGAGUAUGAAGACUUAACACUGGAUAGGAGAAAACUCACAGGUGCAGACCUGACCUUGCUGUAGGUUUUUUAUUGUUGGAACAGGCUUUGAAAAAAUGACACUCAGAGUGUUUCUGGCUCUAGUGCUCCCCCUGCUGGUAGGAAGCACCCCUGUUUCUCAGGAACUGUUCCCGACAGACUGCUCUGAUGUCUACACUAACGGACAAACACUGAGUGGAGUUUACAACAUCCACCCUGCAGGUGACACACCUGUACAGGUGUACUGUGACAUGAGCUGUAAUGGACAGACAGAGGAUGCAAAGUGGACGGUGAUUCAGAGGAGAAUGGACGGCAGUGUGAACUUCUACAGACCAUGGGAGCAGUACAAGAAAGGAUUUGGGAACAAAUAUGGAGAAUACUGGCUGGGUGAGAAUUCAUUACCUAUCACAAAUACAAGGAAGUAUGAGCUGAGAGUGGACCUGCAGGACUUUGAGGGAAGGAAGGUUUACGCUCAGUACUCUACUUUCUCUGUGGAAUCUGAAACUGAUGGCUACAAACUGCAUGUUGAUGGAUUCAUCAAUGGAGGAGCAGGUGACUCACUGGCACUAUCAAAUGGACAGAAGUUCUCCACCUUUGACAAAGACCAGGACACUUGGAGUGGUAACUGUGCUAAAUCCUUCCUCGGAGCAUUUUGGUACAAUGCUUGCCAUCAUGCUAACCCCAACGGUAUCUAUCUGUGGGGAAAGGAUGGCACCCUUUUUGCUAUUGGAAAUGUGUGGUAUCACUGGAAAGGCAUUGAUUAUGGUCUCAAGUCCAUCAGUAUGAAGAUCAGGCCUGUGCCUUAGAUGGGUAUACUUUGUUUUAUUUUGUUUUUUUGUUUUUUUCUAUUUAGCAUGUAAUAUUUGCAGGUAGACACAUAGUUAUAAUAAUAUUUUUACUGAAUGUUGAAGGACAAUGUUGAAAUCUGUGUAAAUAUUUUUAGUACCUCAAUU